This is a messenger RNA of Zootoca vivipara (common lizard), 10068 nucleotides long. It is a transcript of the gene SPHKAP, whose product is annotated as SPHK1 interactor, AKAP domain containing. The record is from RefSeq and is a predicted model, not a curated record. NCBI's taxonomy places the organism in Eukaryota, Metazoa, Chordata, Lepidosauria, Squamata, Lacertidae. Gene Ontology annotation, cellular component: mitochondrion; cytoplasm. Gene Ontology annotation, molecular function: protein kinase A binding.
UGCCCCGUGCCCUCCUCCCUGGUGAGAGAGGGAGCUCCUCCCGGGGUGAGGGUAGCUGGGUUGGGGAGAAGCUCGCCUCUCUCUCGCCACUCCUGGCCAGCAGCUCCGGAGGAGGGUUUGACUUUAAAAUCACGCAAGACACGCACACACCCUAGCUGAAGUGCUCAAGUGUCUUGCGCGCUGCCUGAGGCUUUCUUCAAGGGCGCAUUUGGAGAUCGGUGACGGAGACCAGCUUGCGAGGGGACGCAACUUUGAAUCCCCACUGAUGUAUGAAGUUUCAGAGCACCAGAGCAGUGGCACAGAUAGUUCAGGAAGCAGUCUUGGAAGCUCGGUCACAGCAUGUAAGAAGGUUCUCUGCAGUAACAGCCUGCUAGAAUCAACAGACUACUGGUUCCAGAAUCAGAGGACACCAUGCCGGAUUGGCAUCGUGGAGGACAAGUUGGAGAAGAACUAUGCCUCUGUUUGCUUUGUGAAUCUGGAUGCCCAUGAAGGUAACUGCAGUGAUGAACUCAUGAAACAGAGGUUGAUCGGUAUCUCUCCAAAUCUCCCAAAGCUUAUCAGCUCUAUGAAUGUACAGCCUCCCAAAGAGAAUGAAAUCAUCCUGCUGAGCGGAUUGACUUCAGGGAGCCUUCAGGCUGGUUUUGAUGUACCCCAGUGUUCUUGGCUGGCAGAUGUCUGUCUGGUUCAGUGUGCAAGAGGAAACAGAAAGAACAGCACAAACUGCAUCAUCUUUGAAAUAAACAAGUUUCUGAUUGGGCUGGAGCUUGUGCAGGAGAAGCAGCUGCACAUCGAGGCCAACAUCUUAAAGCCUGAGGACGACACUAACUGCUCCGUGUCCUCAAUAGAAGAAGAUUUUCUUACAGCUUCCGAACACUUCGAAGAUGAGAGUGAGGCCGAUGAAUAUAAAAACGGUCAGGAAAAACUGAAUGUCACCGAGUCCUCAGCAGAGUUCAAAAAGCAUGGAGGGAAAGGACUUGAAAGCUUACAGUGCAAAAAUCCCAGGUCGCCAUUUGCUGUGGAAGCGAAUUGUAUUAACAAAGACAGCGCAGCUCCUGCUAGGAUUUCAAACUCGUCGGAUGAGGACUUGAAUGGUGAGGGCGAAGACAGCAUUUUGCGAACUGUGGACAAAGCCAGUAAGCACUGGAAAUCUGGUAUAGCUGGGAAAUCUAAGUCAUCCUCUAAUACUGAUGAUCUGGAAGACUCUUCCAGAGGUGAUACGGACAAUUCGGAUGUGUCGGAAGACGUGUUGUUGGCCGCAGCAACCAAGGAGGACAUUAUUUCUCUGGAUGAUGCAGCAGAAGAACAAGACGUACGUUUAGACACCUUGGAUUGUAGAGAUGAAAGAACAGAUAAUCCUCCCGUGCAAAAUGAACAGGCCACAGCAGGUCAGUUUGCUACAAAUUUGGCAGAGUCAGUCCUGCAAGACGCAUUCAUCAGGUUGUCUCAGUCUACUUUUACCAAAGAGGCUGCCAUCAGCAUCUCUGUUGGUAGCUCCUUAACUCCAGCUGCAUAUGCAGCACAGGAUGCGAUGGCUUCACGACCAUGGAACGAACUCCCCAAAAUUGUCAUAGUUCAAAGUCCAGAUGGCUCCGAAAACACAUCUGAAUGGCCUGGAUCUAGCUUACCAAAUUUGUGUCCUUGGUCUGACGUUGAGCGUCCCCGUGAAGCUGCAGACUGGUUGCAAGACAACAGUGGAGGCACCCAAAGUGCCUUGGAAGUGGCUUUGGCCUGUGCCGCUACAGUCCUUGGUACCAUAUCGAGCCCUCAUGCCGCAGAAAAGCUCAAAAGAGAACAGGAAGCUGCAGACUCUCAAACAAUUUCUAAUGAAGAGUUGGAGGAAAACUCUCCCCAAGGCGUCAGUAACAGCCCGCCUGUGGAUUACUCGUUCCCAUCUGCCCUGUGCGGCAUGACUCAAGUAGCGAGUGCUGUUGCAGUUUGUGGUCUUGGUGACAAGAAAGAUGAUAAGUAUCCUGCAGCCUCCGGAGGACUCUUGUCUGCCGCAGAGACAUCGGCAGCCAUCACUCUUCACUGUAGCAUAGCUGUAGGGAGCAGCAUGGAGAACCUGAACAAUAGCGUUGCACAAGCAUUAUUCAAAGAGGCUUCCUUAGUGUUAGCCAAGCCUGAAACAUACAGAAACCUAGGCGACUUUAUGGAAUCUGUAAAUGGGAAAAUUGUCCAGGCUGUGACAAAGCCCUCAGUUCCCCAUUUGGAGGAAGUGAUUGUUGAUGAACUUGCCCAGAACUUGUCCAAUGUUAUUCUGAGACACUCAGUGGAAGAGGUCAGGAAGAAGAAGCUAAACACACGAUCUGAAAGCAACGUAGACCUCAGUACCCAAGAUGUUUUUAUUGCAACUGCAAAUAAGCUGCUUUUUGAUGUGCUGUACUUCACUUGUAAGAAAAUGAGCGAUGUCACACAACUCACUGAGUCUUUAAGUACUUUUGCUGAAGAUAAUCUUAGCUGGCAGGCAAUGGAGAGCCAACCAAAGGACUCUACAAAUGAUCUAUUACAACCAUCUCCAGACAACUCUGAUAAUAAGCCUCCUAGUACUUUUUGUGGCACUAGCCCUAACAUUGAUGUUGUACCCACAACAAAAGACAUCAAAGGGGACGUUGUGCUGGAUACCCGGGAAUCGGUCACACCUCGUGCAGCUUCACCACCUAGGGUCAAUGCUCAUAGCUCACCUUCUGGAAAAGCAUCUCCCAAAAAAAGGUAUUUGAAAAGAACUGCAAGAGAGUGCUACAAGUCCAUACAUCCCAGUAGCAGCAAUCAUACAAAGAAAGAACUCCGGUCGUUUACCAGCAGAGAAGACACAACACUAGCCAAUGAAUGCAGACAUGGCAUUCAGGAACGUCCACCUUCCAACACUGCACCAAGUACAGAAAGUCAUGAAAAGCCUAUGUGUGGUGCCACAUGGCACAAUGAAGCUCAACUGAGCCUCUCCUUAUUGGGUAAUCAGGGUUUGUUGCCUUCCCAACCUCUGCUACAGUUGAAGCAUCCAGCAGAUAAAUACUGCGUAGCAGAUUUUGCAGAGGAAUUGGCAGAGACAGUGGUCUCUAUGGCAACAGAAAUUGCUGCCAUUUGCCUUGACAAUUCAAACGGCAAGCAACCUUGGUUCUGCGCGUGGAAAAGAGGCGGCGAAUAUUUGAUGCCCCAAGCUUUGUCAUGCCGAAGCAUGAAAAGGAAGAAGGAGGCACAGUCCAGUGGAUCGGUCGUGAGAAAGCAUCGGCCGCCCAGGCUUAGUGAGAUCAAGAGGAAAACGGAUGAGCACCCUGAGCUGAAAGAAAGGCUUAUGAACAGAGUGGUGGACGAAUCCAUUAACCUUGAUGACACACCGGAUCCAUGCAAUAGCUUUGCCAGUGAAGUAGCUGCUAAAAUUGUGAAUUUGGCUGAGUUCUCUGUGGCUGAUAAUGCGUGGCAAAGCCCAAACCAUCCUCGAAAUAGACUGCACUGUGACAGAUGGAGCAGAGUCAACGCAUCCAGCUGUGAAAGCAUCCCGGAGGAGGACUCCGAUUCCAAAGGGUCUGCGAAUACUUUGGGUCUCACAAACACUUUAGGGCAGCCAAUAAGCAGGACUAGCUCUGUCUCCAAACAGUCCAGCUGUGAGAGCAUUACGGACGAGUUUUCAAGGUUUAUGGUCAACCAGAUGGAGAACGAAGGUCGAGAGUUUGAUUUACUGCUUGACUACUAUGCUGGGAAGAAUGCAAAUAACAUCUUGACUUCUGCAAUGCAACAAGUUGCCAAGAAAAAUGGCCACCUCAAUGUGAGGCCAAGUUGCCCAUCCAAACAGUCCAGCACAGAAAGCAUAACAGAAGAAUUUUAUAGAUAUAUGCUGAGGGAAAUUGAAAAGGAAAAUAGAGAGAAUGUGUCUUCUGCUAGGAGUGCCAAGGACUGGAGUAGCAAUUUAUUACCUCCUUCCCAACGCUCACCUUUUUGUUUUAGACAGUCCUCAGUGCCCGAUAGCAGAAGCUUGGCUUCUAGGCUAACAGUGAAUGUGCCCAUCAAAGCAAAUUCAUUAGAUGGCUUCUCUCGCAAUGGCCACAGGGAUUCUUUAAGUGUAGAGCCAAUCAGCACGGCUUCCUCUUCAGGGCUUUGCAAAUCAGACUCUUACCUGUACCAAAGAUGUAGGACUGAUCAGGCAACCGACAUGCUGAUUCAUGAGACAUGGGCAAAUUCCAUCAAAGCUCUAAUGUGCAAGAACAAAAUAAUAGCAAAUGACGUGGAAGUUUCAGAGCUUGACCAGCAUCCUCACGACUCCCCACCGCAUGUUCAACAGUAUGCAAACAGGCUAGCUGCAAAUAUUGUUGAAAGCGGGAAGACUUUAAUUGUCCAUCACCAAGAUUCUGCAAACAGAGAUCACACAGCAGACAGCAGACAUGUCCCAAUAGGGAUGCAAAAAAACUGUAAACCAAUAGGAGACAGAAUAGAUUUAGAUGUGAAAAAAACACAUUCUUCAUCCCCUGGAUUUUUUCCUACGAACCAUACAAGCUGUUCUGUAUGCCUAAGGGAAGUGCCUUUAAUUCAGAUAGAAACAGAACAAAGAGAAGUCCUUGAUGAAGUCUCAGAACCAUUGGCAGAAGUUAAUGUGGCCUCUGGGAAACCAAAGGGGUAUCUCAGCAAACAAAAACGUGCAGAAGCAUAUUCAGGAAGGCACCUGGAUUCCUCAACAAACAGCAGCUUGACUAUACGCAGUGAUCCUGAACCUGAAGCUUCCAAAGAGGCCAAAGCAGUGGAAGAGUUUCCAGUUCCUCCCAGCAGCAGUGACGAAAGCACAGGUAGCAGCUGGUGCCAGCUGGCAAAUGACGAGGACAAUCCUGAGGAUACAAGCAGCUAUUUGCAACUCAGCGAGAGAUCUAUGAGUGAAUUAAUAGAAGAAAACACACGCCACAGCAAAAUGCCAGAAAAGGUAGAAGAAUGCGCUUCUGGCUUAUCCACUGGAACAGCCAAUGGGCAAAAGGAUCUCUUGGUGAUCAACUUUGACCUGGAACCAGAGUGCCCUGACGCAGAAUUGCGUACCACCCUUCAGUGGAUCGCUGCAUCAGAGCUUGGGAUCCCCAUGAUCUAUUUUAAGAAAUCUCAGGAAAAUAGAAUUGAAAAGUUUUUAGAUGUUGUGCAGCUUGUCCAUGAGAAGUCCUGGAAAGUGGGCGAUAUCUUUCAUGCCGUGGUACAAUUCUGCAAACUCCAUGAAGAAAGCAGAGAACAGACUCCGAGCCUGUUUGACUGGCUACUUGAGUUGGGAUAAGAAACCUUGUUACACUUGUUUUCAUUUUUAAUCCAUUUUAAGUGGCAGUGAUUUGUGAGUGGCCCUCUUUUUCAAAACAUCAGCACAUAGAACUGAGCAGAAAUGCACAAACUCUGCCAUGGGUCUGUUUUAGAGCUGUGCGCAUGAAAGAAAGUAGUGGGUGGAAAGGAAAGACCCGGAGUAUACAGUUGUAUCACAUGGGGAACCUUGCGUUGGAGAACCUACUGUUGUAGGACGACAGGGGCGUGCGCAUUUUGAAUUGACAUUUGUGGAAACUGGAGGAAAAACAACAUCUGUUUCCCGUAAUCAAACAUACAUACAUUUUUGUCAGCUAUGUGUAUUGACUGACAAUGAAAUCACACAGUAACAAAGGCAUUUUUAAAAGAGAGAGAGAGAGGUUAGUAUUUGUCGUUUGACUACACUAGCGGUUUGCAGAAUGCCAGGCAAACGAAUACGUAGGAGGAUAUGCCUCUCAAUGAAUUCUGUGUAAUUAUGUUUUCAAAUUACUCCAGAGGAACAGAAAGAGGAGCCUGAGCUCUUGAACUGUGUCACAAAGAAGCGACAUUCGCAAGCUGUUGAAAUUCCUUUUUAAAAAGCUGUUAGCCAUUCGGCAGGCGUAUAUGUUCUGCUGAAAGAAACAAAAUUCAGGUUGGCAGGUUUUCAUGCAGGUCUUUAAAACUCCUGAUCGUGUUGUGUUCUUUCCCUGCAGUUUUCAGAGGCUCUGUGCUCCAAUGUACUGCUAAUAUUGGGCUGCUCAUUAACAGAUUUGAGUCCCACACACAGCUUUACUAGCAACUCGCUGUGAGACUGUGGGCAGGUAUUGGCAUUUCUAAGCCUCCCCUUUCUUUCACCUGAAAUGGUGAUUCACAUCCUUUGUAAAGUUCGUUGCAAUCUGCGAAUGAACAGUUGCUUUUAAAGGAAUUCAACUUUGCUACUCAAAUUUUACAAAUUGAUGCUAUGCAGAUUUAUUCAGAUGCUAAGUCCCACUGAGUUCAACAAGCCUUACUCCAAGUAUGUGCUCAUGAUUUACAAUCAUUUAGUCUUAACUGCUGCACUCAAAUUGGUUUAGCUUAGGCCAGCCUCAUAGACUGUACCUUCAUAGAAAGGAUGUGACUGUGAAAGCUUUUUAUCCUAAAGGGGGAAACACCAAAGCAAGGAAAAAGGGGUGCCUAUUAGGCAGGAAUAUUUGUUGAAACUGCCUCAACUAUUCUACAUAAUGUGAAAGUUUUAAGAUUGGUUCUGAAGGAACCUGGGCUCCAAAAUAUACUGACCUGUGAUGAACUGUAUUAGAUGGCACUUCUGAGAACAAGUUUCUCCUUUUUCAUUAUUCUUUUUAUACUGAUAGAAUCAUGUGAUUAUCAACACUUUAAAACCAAAAUUUGAAUGAAGUUAAAUGUUUGGGGUGCCUGUGAUCUUUUUACUGCAUAAAAACUUGUCUGAUUGUCAGUGUAUAUCCCCAAUACCCUGAUUUUCAAAUAACUAGUAGUUUUUGCACCCAUACUUAAAACAUUCUUUGGCUUUGGCCAAAAAGACUGCUUUUAAUUUAAAGUCAGGAAAGGGAACUGUGUUGCAAUAAAAAUCUUCAGCUCAUUACCCACCAAAUAUCUCUAUUCCAAAUUGUCAAUAUCCUUUACUAGCAUCUUCGCAAAGCAGCAAUUCUGUCAUUUGCUUUUUUGAAAAACAGAAUUUCAAUCGUUUGGCCAUAUACAGAUUCUGCCUGUAUGUUCCUGAAGACUAUGAAAGACAUCUCUUAUUUUCAUUAAGAUAGUGUAUGCUUCUGUAAUGUGUCCGAAAGUAAUUUAUCUUUUUACACUAUUUUUGCAGUACUUUAAAAUAAAAUUAUUAAGAGCCAUAAUUGUCACCAUUGCUUCUGUUAAAUCCACUUCCACACAUGCCUGUUCUUUCGCAAAGGUGACAUUUGCCAGCAUAUUAAUCUAAGUGUUCAAGCAACUUUGCUGACUAUUACUCCACAAUACAUGUAGAGGAGUAAAGGUCGUGGUUAAUAAUAGAAAGGCCAAUUUAUACUGCAAGUACUAGCUUUGGCUGAACAGCACCUGGGUCCACUCUGGAGAUGUGCCACAACCCAAAAAGCUUCUCAAGACCAGUGUGCACUCAGGACCUCUUAGAAAACAGUAAUAAAGGUAUGGAGCAUUAUAGAUUGAAAUUAUACUGUUGGAAAGGUUGUUUAUUUUUAGACCAAUUCCGGUUAGUUGUGUGUUACACAGACGUUUUGCGGUGGUAGAAUAAAUGUUUACAAGCACAAACAACAUAGCUAACAUGUGAAAGUGUGAUGCAAUUCCUUUCUGUAUGCUACUUUUUAGUACUGCAGCCUGACUUGAAAUAAAUUUAUGUUAACAGUCUGUGUCCUCUUUGCCUUUGUAAAACCUAAUUUUGAAUUAGCCUUUCUACACAGUAGAGAGGACAUAAAGUAUUUUCAUAUAGCAGCUCAGCAAGAAAAAGGAUCAGUGUGUGACAUCAGACAAAAAGGUAUUUUACAAAAGUUCUGAAUUGCUGUGAAAUGCAUUCAGUACAAGCUGAAGGGAGUACAUGGCAUUGGAAUGCCAACAUACCCUAAAGGCUUCUGUUUUCAAAGCAGCUGGUCACCUGUAGCUUGAAGAUUGACGGAAGGCCUGUAAAAGUACAUAAUCCAAAGCACAAAUAUCUCAACAUUUAGCAGGAGCAGGCUAUGAGACCAGAAUUCUUAAUGUAUGGAUCAAAUAGGAAGAAAAGUAGGCUCAAAAAUGUAUCCCAAAAGAAUACUUCUGAUGUGUGCCUUCAUCUGAAUUGGACGCCAAAGAAAUACUGAACUGCUCUUGGAGUUUUAAUCUUAAAUGGAUAGACAAACAAGCUUUUAAAGAAGGAAGCAGGGAGCAUUUGAAGUUUUUUCUUUUUUAAAAGAAUAGUGAAAUAUCAAUUAAUUUUUAUAUAAAAUUAAAUCCAUAUAAUUCUAGAUCAAAACUGCACAGCUUGUGUCUCAACAGGCCCACCAAACAUAGCAGCUUACUCAGGGGAGGCUAAUUUGUAGCCCUUAGGUGUUAUUGUACUGCAACUUGCAUGACCACUAGCCAUACUGGCUGGCACUGAUGGGAGACUUAGUUCAGUGACUUCUGAACUCCUGCAUUAGGGGUUUCAUAAGCCUGUUUUAUGUGGGGCAGCAAACUCAAAGUUAUUAAACACCCCAUAGUAAGUUGUUGGUGGACUACACUUUAUGGACCUCUUUAAGGUAUUGACAUUUUAAGCCAUCUCUGCUAAUGCAGCUGCACCUCACAAUGCUGAUCUAGUCCAUCUGAGUUAGAGGAGGUAACAUUUCUGAUCCAGAAUAACAGGUGCACGUAACAAAGUGCAAGUAGAGCUGGAUCAGAAGAGAAUUGUCAAAAAGUGGGUUCACCAAAACUCAUGCCUGAGGCUCUAGCAAUGUAACUCUUGAGUUAAAGGUUACCUCGCCUCCAAUAGGGGGACUUAAAUACUGUAAAUGCCAAUAGCUUCAAAAUAUUGUGAAGUCUGCAACAAAAGUUUUCUUUCUCAGGAAAAGUAUCUGCAUAUUUCUGAAAAACAAAGCUACACUUUCCAGAGCCUAAAGGUAUUGUGCAUUGCUCUGUAGCAAAUACCAGUGCUUUGCUUCAUAGCAGAUCACACCUAGCACUUCUGCAACCUUCAUGGGAGGUAAACCAUGCAUAAUAUCAGAGACUCCUUAGGAUAAAGCUGAACAGAGAAGUCAGGCUAGCUAGAUUAUAUUUCAGUUCAGUUGACAUUUUCAGGGCAACACAGCAAAUAGGCUCUCAUACUGGGGACACUAAAAAAUUCAAAAACAUUUCAUGCCAGUACCAAAGCAGCAUCAGGAUAUUCAGGUAUACACACACAUGCUGAGACAACUUACUUUAAUCACUUACUGCAAUUAAGAGGACAAACAUGAUUGGAGAAAAAAAAGGAAAUGGAUGUGAAAUGACAGGAUGAAAAGCUGUGAACUAAUCAUCAACAAAUCAUGGUUCAUACAUUCGCAAAGGCUUGAUUAAAAAAGUGUGAGCCCCUCUCCUCUAUGGUGCAAGCUGCUUCUCCAGUGUGGAUCAGACAGACCUCUUAUUGAGGCCCAAUUCAUGUAAUUAUUUCUGCUCAAAGUGGCAGAUCACAUGAGCCAGGCUUCUCUGAGAUUGGGCACUCAGUUCACAAGGGAGGGGUAGGACUUUUGCAACUUGACACAAUAAUACCACUCCCAAGCUAAAUGCUAGAAAACCCAUGCAGUGUUUUGCACUCCAGAACCUAGAUAAUAUAUAAUAUUUUAUUCAUAUAGCACAAAGGAAAAGGUUAAAAGUGAAGCACCCUUUGUAGCAGCUGAGAAAAACAUUUGCCAAAUGUUUGGUGCAUACCCAACAUCCAUUAUGCUGCUUCGUAGUGUGUGGCCUGAAGUUUAGGAACUAAGUGAUUUAGGCUGAAGCUUAAUAAUGCAUUUCAGAUACAGUUUUUAAAUAUAUUGUUGGUGACUCUAAGGCAGGCAUCCCCAAACUGCAGCCCUCCAGAUGUUUUGGCCUACAACUCCCAUGAUCCCUAGCUAACAGGACCAGUGGUCAGGGAAGAUGGGAAUUGUAGUCCAAAACAUCUGGAGGGCCAAAGUUUGGGGAUGCCUGCUCUAAGUCUUCAGGUUGGAAGAGACUAAAAAUCCAAUAUGUAAUAAGUUUGCUUUUUUUAAUUGAUGAGUAAAUAUAGAGCUAUAUGGCAGAUUUUUUAUUUAUUUUUAAAGUUUUAAUACGCACUUUCUCCAGAGGUUUCAGACAAUACUUGAAUAGACAGUUUUAAUAUAUGCUCAACUGUCAAUACUACAUAAAGAGCUGAAC